Ctenopharyngodon idella (grass carp) is the source of this 7344-nucleotide messenger RNA. Its product is annotated as signal-induced proliferation-associated 1-like protein 3. The record is from RefSeq and is a predicted model, not a curated record. Lineage: Eukaryota; Metazoa; Chordata; Actinopteri; Cypriniformes; Xenocyprididae. The transcript has 12 exons. The coding region runs from base 438 to 2372 and encodes 644 amino acids.
AUGCCGGGUAAUUUUGUAAAGUGUUUGAAUGUCAGCACAAUAAACUUAAACGUGAUGUAAUGUUUUUUUUCCCCCCUCAUCUUUCAAAACCUUACAAAAGCUUUCUGAUGACUCACAUUGUGCACACAGCAGCAUCAUGUUGCCUGGAGCAAACAAGCACAGUCCUAACAGUCAACAGACCAGGCAACACAAUCCCAUCCUCUGUUCCAUUCAGCUGCUGAAGAGCCCACACAGUUCUUUCCCUGCUUUCCCCGCUAGCUCAGUUGAAUUGGAGCAGUCCGUACCAUCAUUUGGUCCUCCCGAUCUAUAACACAUUUCUGAUGCCUUUUCACGAAGGGUGUCUUAAAUGAAAAUUAUGUUUGGACAUCAUCUUGGAUGCUGCAUAUACCUUGGUUUCAUUUAUAAAGAUAUUGAGGAAAAACUUGGAAUCCAAGAAGAUGGCUGCAUUGUUCCGGGACUUGGAUUGUGCUACAACUCCUCCACAGACACCACCUCUACACUUCAGUUCUGAGUUCAGGCAUACCAGCCUCAUGAGUUCCUAUGGUUGUUCACCCAUGCAAGAAAGCUUAGAUUGGCCUUCAAAUGAGCAAGUGGAGUUCACAAGAUUAAACCCCUCCAGAACUAAAGACAAUACAGAAGGAGAAUGGCAUAUGGUAACAGCCACUCGCUCAUUGCUUGGCAGGGAAAGAAGAGGCCAGAGGGAGGGUCUGCAGGACCAGCAGAAAGUGUCUUACAACAGCUUGCCAAGAGCACAUUUUCUCCAGCCAAAUAGAGAAUCAAGUGCUUUUUCACCCUACGCUAAUGACUUGUGGUUGAAUGGUAAAGAUGCCAAGAACAUUGCUGAGUCCCCCAGGAGCAGUCGUAAGCAGCACCCGCUGACACAGCCGGGCUUCUACAGUCCAAAAAUCCAACGAUCAAAGCACUGGGAAGCUGCACAGUCCACAAAAAAGUCUUCUUCCACAAACAACUUGAAGGAGUUCUGCUCUCUCACAUUGCCUCUUCCGUGCUCUAGAACUGCUGUUCUCAAACCCAGCCCUUUGUGUUCCAAACCGCAAGAGGUUAAAACUUCCAUGGUGAAAAAACCUCCUUUGAUGAGAGCUGUAGUUUCUCAAUCUUCACCAACCUCCAAUCAACAUGGCAAGGAGCACUUCAGCCAACUCCAGCUAAGAGAGGACCAUCUCAUCAAGAACCAGGACUACAGUUUGUUCAAUCUGCAGGAACCCAAUAUAAAACCUCCAAGAAAUGACCAACUUCCAUGGAGGCAGAGACAGAACUCAUUCACUGAGGAUACUUCUACCCGGGAUUAUAUUUCUAUUAACACACUGCAUCUCUUCCCUGAACAACAGUCUAGAGCAGACCAGCCUGCAACGUUUUGUCCAAAACUGGAAAAGGCAAGUCAUGAGGGUGUUGACACUGGCAUUAAACCAUCUCAAGGUGACUCUGACCGGUCCUGUCAACUACAAGUCAGCCAGACCCAACCAGACUGCAGCCCAAAACAGAAGAAGAUACAGUACACACUUCAUAGAGAAACCGGUGGUGUCAGAAAUGGCGACCACAACCAUAUAAAAAGUCAGGUGGAUGUGAACUCAAAAAAUGUGUUUGGUCAGCCUCGAGUGAUCGCAUCACUGCGAGCAGCAUGUUCCCCGCGGCCCGUUCGCAAGAGCACAAUGGUGGAGGACUUGAAAAAACUCAUUGUGAUGGAUGACACAGAGGACAGCGCUCAGGGUGAUUCAUCAUCACCCCAACAAAAAGAGGCGGGGCUUUGCAGCAGUUUGCAAAUGUCAGGUCCGUCGUUAUUUAGUCCUGCUCAGCAAUCGUACCCAGAGACUCCUACAAUCACACCCGUCCAUCUCCACCUGCAAACACUUCAAACAGGCAAGAAAUGUGGGGAAUUGCCUGAGCAGGCUGAAUCUGACGUAUGGGACAGAGACCAACAUCCUGAUCCUGAACUCAUGCCCCUGCCAAGCAUGGCCUAUGAUCUUGACUGGAAUAGUCUAGUUCAAGCAGCUCAAGAGUAUGAGACACAAAGGAUGGCAACCUUUUUGUCAGAAGUGAGUCCUGUACCAAGCAGGCCAGACACACCAUCCCAUGGAAGCUACAAGAUCCACCAUUCCAGUGCUUAUUGCAGUGGAGAAGAUAUGGACAGUGACGUAUUCAUUGACUUUCCCGACCAACUCUCUCACCUGGAAGGGAUGCUUAGGCGACUGAGUAGUGAUCUUCUAAAGGAGAAGAGAGACAAGGUGGCUCUUCUGGCAGAAGUGUUGAAGCUACGUAUUAGCAACCAGCAUCUGAGAGAAGAGUCCUUCUGUGCAGUUGCACAACUACACAAAAUCAGCAACAUUUUAAAUACAACACCUGGAGGGGAGGAGUAAUGCAGGGUUGGAAGCAAAGACUACAAAUCUGCAUAGAGGCAGACUUUUUUUUCUUCCUGAUUUGGGAGGUAAAAUCUGCAGAAUGCAUUUAAAAUGUAUUAAAUGGAACCAGUGGUAACUGAAAGUUUUAUGAAUGUAAAUGUAAGACUUUUUAAGACCUUUUAGUAAAGAAAAUGUAAGGAAUAAAUUGAAGGGAACACAAUAAGUCAAUAUGUUCUCGAAAUGUCAAGGGAGAAAAAAACAAUUAGUUGUAUUAGCAACACUUCUAGAGUUUGAAAAUACAACUUCCAACAGAUAUCCAUUACUUUUUAAUUUAGUACCUUGAAUACCUCUGCUCUCAACCACUAGAAUAUAGACAUAACUUUUACUGUAUCUUCUGAUCACACUGCAAGAAAGUGACGUUCUUCCUCAGGAUUUUUGUCCUUUUUUCCCAGUGCAAUUGUCUGAAUAUUCUUAAAUCAAGAUGCAUUUACUGGAGAUACAAAACGACAAAAUAUGAAGUAUUGUUUUCUGUAAAACUGAUCAAAAUGAAGUGAGUUUUGCUUAAAACAGGAACAAAUAUCUACCAAUGGGCUCAGAAAAAUCAACUUAAUUCAAAGGGAAACUCAUUGUCAGAUAUUUGUUCUUGUUUUAAGCAUAAACUCACUUCAUUUGCAUCUCAAGUAAAUGUAUCAAAGAUGUUUCAAUAUUUGUAUUGGAAAACAGGACAAAAAUACAGAGGAAGAUACACAUUUUUUUUGCAAUGGAUGCAACAUUUAAUGCCAUAACUUUAUGAAAUUUAAGACUUUCUUCUCUGAUUUAAGACCUUUUUAAGGCCUUAAUUUGUGUAAGGGUGAAUGAAGACUUUAUAAGACUUGCAGAAAUCCUGUAACUGAAAGCUUAAUCAAAUCAGCCAGCAGUGUUGGGGGUAACGCAUUACAAGUAACUUGAGUUAGGUAAUCAGAUUACUUUUUCAAGUAACUAGUAAAGUAACACAUUACUUUUAAAUUUACAACAAAAUAUCCGAGUUACUUUUUCAAAUAAUUAACGCAAGUUACUUUGUUUCCCCGUGUAUUGACUGACAGCUCUCCUGUCGCCAUGUUGAGAGAAAUUGAGAGUAAGUGCAGAGGCAUCAUGGGUAAACAUGAUGGUUAUUGUAGUUCUAGACUAAAUGUGAGCAUACAUUUGCUCAUUUAUUUCUUCUCCUGCAUCCUAUUCUUCUGUAAUCCAGAAUGGCAGCACAGCUGAAAGGCUUGUUUUUUUUUUAGCUGCAUCCUCUACUGUACAGGCGUGAAUUUGCAUUAUCUUCAGCCUGAGGCUUUUGGUGUAAAAGGGCCUUUACAUUUCCCAAAAUAGAACUUUUUGUUGUUAUAAAUACAAACAGCCCAGCCCAGAUGAGAAAAAGUAAAGCAAAAGUAACAUAACGCAUUACUUUCCAUAAAAAGUAACUAAGUAACGCACUUAGUUACUUUUUUUAGGGAGUAAUGCAAUAUUGUAGUGCAUUAUUUUUAAAACACUGUUAUCCAGAAUCUUUAAUGAACAAACACAUUAAGGGGCAGAGGAUAUGUACUUUUAAGUGACAGCGUUCCAAUUCUUCUGGCACAGGUUUUAUGGGAGUUUGAAAUCAACAGAAAAGCCAAACAAACUGAACUCAGUCAAGGUUUAAUAACAGCACAGUAUCUACAAACCAGAACAACUUUCAUAAGGUUGGUAACUUUCUUGGGAAACAGUACAGCUCCCCUAAGGCUUCUUAGUGAAUAAUUAGGUUAAGGCUGUAAAAAAAGCUAUAAAACAGCUUAAUAUAAAACAUUAUAAUAAAUAUAUAAAUAUAUAUACAAAGAUAGAUACUUAACAAUUGCCAUCUAUUAUAAAUAAGUAAUAAAAGUCAGGAUAUGUUUUAUCAAACAAUGUAAAGUCACAAUGAAAAAUGCUGAAAACAGUAUAUAAAAACACUGAAAAUGUAAAUAUGCUCUGUGAUGGUUAGAAACAUUAGAACAAUAAAAAUAUACUUAACACAAUAAAUAAGUUAUUUUAAAAUGCCUGAGAUGCAAUUGUGUUUAAUCACAACAGUGAUUAACCUUAAUAAAGCGGUAUUGAACUAUAAAACGCUGUUGUUUGAAGACCAGUAGUCAGUUUGGGUUGCCUUUCUUAGACCUUUCCAGCAUAUAUUCUCAAUAUGGUAGGUAGCUGAAGUGUGAAGACCUUCAUUUGACAGCUUCAUACACUUCUCUAUAGGCCAGUAACAUGUGCAGUGGACUGGGCACAGAGCGUUCUGCCUUGAUUUCUGCCUCGUGUGCUUGAGCGCGCACAUUGCGGUUUUGCUGGCAACUGAAGCUCCAGGCUUUCAGGCUAAAAACGGAUAUAGGUUUAAAUGAAAUUGCAAUGCAACGGAUAAGCCAAUAUGAAGUUUAGAGAAUUCAGAGCCUACCAGUACAAACGUCUCUCCCUCUUGGGUAAGAUGUGCCAUAGAUUGGCUAACUCUUUGGUGACUGUAGUGGACGGGAUGCCAGGAUAGGAUCUGUUCCCAAAUAAUAUCAACAGUGUCUGUCAUUUAAAGGAUUAUAUAUUCAAAUAUAUUUAGAUUGGUUUAAGAGUAGUAUACACACCUGAUAUAUAAUUUUCUGUUCAUUCGGCAGAACAUAAUGAAGCCAUUCACACAUUUCUUCUUUGGGUUUGGCUGCGUUGUAACACGUCCUGCUCUUGAAGUGCGCCUGUGUGUAUAUCCUUUUCUUGCUCUUUUCAGAGGAAUGAGUUGUUCUGGGGUUUCAUCUUCAGAACUUUUGUUCCCUUCCUCACUCUUCAAGUACAGAUAGCUGCCAUUUCCAGGACUCAUGACAGUCUCCUAAUUUGUCAAGAGAAGAUACCAUAAAUAGAGGGCUCACUGUAAAACAGUAUCUCAUUAAAUUAACAUACAAUGGGGUCCAAAAUUCCACUAGUAAAAAUUUUGUAUUUUUCUAAUUCCAAUUUUGUCCUUGUAAAUUAUUUUUUCAGCAUGCUUUGAGUUAAUUUCCUGUACAAAGACAAAUGAUCAGUGUCACAAAGUGCAGAAUCUUUUAAUCUAUUCGUUUUUUCAUCAUGCAUAACGUCCAGAUUUUACACUUUUGAAAAUCCUGUUUUCUGUGUGAAACUGUUUAACCCUCAGAGACCCAAGCAAUGUAUUAUUUUUAUUUUUGUCAACAUUAAACAUGUCUUUAGGAAGCCAUUAGUUAACAUACAGGCAGAAUUUUCAUUGGAAAAACACUGCAGAAUUCCAAUGCUGGGCAUUUAGUGUUGCAAAAUUUCACCACUAUUUUUUUAUACAGUAAGUGAUAAUGUAUUUCAACCAGAUACGGUCAUAAAAUAUAUUCACAUUUUAUUUAUAAUGUAGUAAUUUUAAUACCACUUUACAAUACCAAAAUUUAGGGCAUGUAAGCUUCUUUUGCACACUGUUAUGUGUAGUUUUACCCAUAUAAAGUUAUGUAUUAAUGCUUUACAUUUGCUUAUGCAAAUCUGCUAUGCUGGGUCUCCAAGGGUCUCUUGUCCCAGAUUUUUAUUGUGGUCUCAGACUUUUUUAGACCCCACAGGCAACAAAAGAUAACAGGUUUGGCCUUACUGAGUCAUUUCCAAAACUGCUUUGCAAACUGGGACUUUUUAAGAUGGUAGAUUCUGGGGUGACCCACACGUCCUCGAAUAAUGCUGUUAUGGUAAAAAAAUAUUGUUCAGUCAGCAUUCCAGUCUUGUUUGUAAUUUCACACUGCCGGUAAUGAGCACAUUUGGUUCUAAGCCUAUUUUGCCCAACUGUUUUUGUUCUAUUAUAUUAUAAAUUGUAGAAAGUAUUUUUUUCAUAAAAUAGUAAAGUAAAUAGUAAACAUGUUAGUCUACAGUAGUAUAGUAUAUAAUGUGUGAAAGCCUGUAUGGAUCAUCUUUACUUUGUAGCGCUUCUCGUCCUUCGGGAUGGAGAGAACGGCUCAGACCUUGAGAAGGAGACGUAAGCAGAGAGGGGUUGAGGAUCAGGCUGUCUGUUUCCCGCAGGGGUGGCGAACGCACAGGCAGUAUUGGUGUUUUUGGCAGUGUAUGUCUGAAAGGAAAAUGCUUUUUCCAUGCAGCUGGAAAAGCUCCAAGCAUGGGGUCUUUAAGAAGAAUUCCUGAUCUGAAGAUUUAGUAAAACAUAAAAACAAGUUACGAGCUUGCACACAGGUACAUCUUAAAGGGAUAGUUCACCCAAAAAUGAAAAUUUCUGUCUUCAUAUUUUGAAGAACGUCGGUAACCAAACAGUUGAUGGGCCCCAUUGCCAUAGUAUUUUUUUUUUUUUCAUACUAUGGAAGUCAGUGGGGACCAGCAACUGUUUGGUUUCCAUAUUCUUCAAAAUAUCUUCUUUUGUGUUCAGCAAAAGAGAGAAAUUCAUACAGGUUUGGAACAACUUGAGGGUGAGUAAACGACAGAAUUUUCAUUUUUGGGUGAACUAACUGUUUAAGAUGUCAUUUCUCUGCUAUUCACAAAUAUAAAUUAAAUAUCCAAUAUACAAACCCUGAUGGAGGUGUAUCCAACACCUUUCUCCCUGGGCUUCCAUCUUCACUUCCUGUUUGGUCUUCACAGAUACUACAGGUACAUUCAGUCUCAGUGCUCCCUGAUAACAGAAAAUAUCCUUAGGUAUUCUGUUUAAGCGUGUGGAUUUAACUGAUGUCUAACACCAAAAAAGACAAGAUUUUUUUUUCACCUGUAUUGUAAGAGGAAGUUGUGGAGUUGGAGUCUGUGGAGCUUUGUGAUGGCUCGCUAUCAUCAACAGACCACGACUCUUUGUCCUCUGCAGUUUCUACUUCUGAUGAAUUGCUUUGUCCAUCACUCACCAGCUGGUGUUCUUGCUCCUCAACAGCAUUUAUGAUAAAUCUCUCUGAGUCUUUGCUCUGAGGAUCCCUCUUUUUGUCACUCAAUCGUACUGUUUAUAAAUGUAUACAUACAGUGUAAGUGAAAAUAAAUACCAUUUUGAAUAAUAAAAUAUACUAUUUUUCCCCCC